This is a messenger RNA of Entrophospora sp. SA101, 498 nucleotides long. The record is from the annotation of a GenBank genome assembly. Lineage: Eukaryota; Fungi; Glomeromycota; Glomeromycetes; Entrophosporales; Entrophosporaceae.
AUGGUUUUAAAUAGUUCAAUAACUAAAAAACUUAGUGUAAUCUUUCAAACAGAUUAUUCAGAUAUGAUUAUGAGAAUAAUUAUGGAGACAACAGGUGAAAAGAAUUACAAAACAAGUGAAGAAUCUAGAUUCCUUUUUUUUAUAAGGCACACCUUAGUAGAUUUUGUUGCAAUGUUCAAGUAUCUAUCACCUAGGGUUCUGGUUAGAGAUAUGUCUGAAAGAUUGUACAUUGUUGAAUGCCUUUCACCAAUUCUUUGUGCAUUCAGAAAUGCAUUUCCUGAUGUGAAAUAUGAAUUAAUAGAUGCAAUGGAAAUUUUAUAUGUGGAAGUGUCUGGGUCACCUUAUAAACAUGACAAAAAACACACCAUCAGGGAUGUCAAAAAAUUACUUGUGAUGGCUGUUUGUAAUUUAUGCAGAAUACUUUCAAAUAACUUUGAUUGUUCAAUUGAUGAUGCUAAACAAGUGAGGACAUAUAGUAUUCAAGCAAUCGGAGAUUGA